AAUAUUUCACUCCUGACUAAAGCAAUUUUAUUGUUCUGUUUCUUAUUUGAAACUGCAAUAUGAAAAAUUUGCAAAUAAUCCUGUUCCUUUUAACUUUGAUUGUUGCCAAAGUCAAUAGCUCAGGCGACAUAUUCGUGAAUAAGUGUUGCCCAGCGCAGUUCACAUUCAACGUACAAACGGAAAAGUGCGAAGCAGUGGCCAAGAACUUGGUCGUCGAUUGGAUCCCAGACCAAGUAAAAAAUCAGCAACUGUUCCUCAACAAAAAAUAUGUAACUUCUGUGCCCACGCUCGAGGAAUUUGACGUCCGAUUCGACCCUUGCCCAGGCUUUCUGUAUAACGUUGAAAGGCCGUUUUACAUUAAACCUAGCACGCCCGUCACUCUCAAACCAAAAGGGGAAACGUCUCUGUACGCCAAUGAUAAAAAUUAUGAACAAUGGUGUUUCGACGCGGUAAGCGGUUUAAAAAAGCCUGAGCGCCAAUGGGUGCUUUUGGCGUGCCCUUGCCUCCAUGAAAUCUGCGUGUCUAGAUGCUGCCACGAGGGAAACCGACUGCACAUUAAUAAAGCGUCAGCAAGGUCAUUUCUUGGGAUAUGCAGCAACGAAACAAAUACAGCAUGGAAUCCAUACAAAGCGGAAGACUUGGAUCUCUCAAAGAACAACGUUAAACCCUUUUUCUUCCGUUAUUUUACUAUUUACGAGUUUACAUCUAGCUGCUUUCACUCAGUGCACAAAAACUACGGAAAGACGAGGAGGCCAAAGCAAAUUGAGAAGUUUAAAAUCGACUCGAGGGGCAUAUUGACGUCGUCUAAAUACACAGCCAGUCGCUGGAAUUAUUGUCUCGGCGAGGCAGACGUGAAGGGGAAACCAAAAACAGUGGCCAUGUAUUGCGAUCCAAGUGAAUUCGUCGUCUCCUUUGACGAAGCCUACACACAAAGCGUGUUGGCUGGAAUCGGAGCAGCCUUUACUCUUUUUACCCUUGUUAUUCACGUCGCGGUCAAAGACCUUCGACAGGGUAUCAAGGGGCUUAGCCUGAUCGCCCACUGCGCUUGUAUGCUGGGUGCCUAUCUUACAAUGGCCUUCCGCCCAUUGGCCUGGGCUGACGAUGGAAAUACCUGCACCAUCUUAGGAGUUUUCACACAUUUCUUCCUACUCUCUGCUUUUUAUUGGCUCAACGUGAGGGCAAUUAUAAUUUACGCAACUUUCAGAUCAUGGAACUCGAUGCUGAGUGGCCUGUCUCUCUCAACAAGCAGUUUUCCGCUGUACGCAUUAUAUGCUCUGGGGGUGCCUGCUCUUGUUUCAGGUUUCAUGGCGUGGGUGCAGUUCGCGUCCGAGGACGACCUUCCAUACUGGAUCGUGUGGCCAGAUUUGGACGAAGCUGCCUGCUGGUUUAGAUCGCCUGUGGGUCGUGCAGUUUAUUUUUCGCUGCCUAUGGGAAUUGUUUUGACUUUGAACAUUAUUAUGUUCGUUAUAACUCUGGCUAAAAUAAUUUCAUUUAGAAAAGAAAACGCGAGUAUUCUUAAGACGGAAAACAGCGCGAACAAAGCUAAAGAAUCUUUGAAAUUUGAUAUGGAAAGGCUGAAGCUCUUUGCGAAACUCUCCCUUUUGAUGGGUCUCACAUACAUUUCGGAAUUCGUUUCUUGGGUGAAUUAUUUAUUUGCGUACUACUGGUAUGCAUCUAAUGUAGCUAUCGCUUUGAGGGCCGUACUCGUUUUUAUCGUUUUCUGCUGCAAGAGAAAGGUGUGGAUCUCCAUGAAACAGCAGUACCCCGUUGUUAAAACUAUUCACAGCAGAAUCUUAAGAUUCUCUGCCGCGAUGAAGUUGCUGUGUUGCCAAAGACGGCAAUUUGAGUCCUCAAAACUGAAAGAAAAUGAAAGUGCAACGCAGUCAACUGGAGGCAGUGGAGAGAAACCAUCGGAUGAAAAUUUUGAAAUGAAUGUAAUCUAAAUAUUUUCGCCUAAUUCAUACUUGAAAAAUUCAAUUAUUUUUUAAUUUAGAUUUUGUUGUACAAUAGGUCCCGCAGGUUGCUGUUUAAACUGUUCAAUUUUUGUUGUUAAUUUAAUAAAAAAAUAAUCUAUCAAAUGGG
This is a messenger RNA of Cloeon dipterum, 2082 nucleotides long. RefSeq names its product G-protein coupled receptor Mth-like. Gene Ontology annotation, biological process: G protein-coupled receptor signaling pathway; cell surface receptor signaling pathway. The transcript is spliced from 9 exons. The coding region runs from base 60 to 1943 and encodes 627 amino acids. Gene Ontology annotation, molecular function: G protein-coupled receptor activity. The record is from RefSeq and is a predicted model, not a curated record. Gene Ontology annotation, cellular component: membrane. NCBI's taxonomy places the organism in Eukaryota, Metazoa, Arthropoda, Insecta, Ephemeroptera, Baetidae.